GUCAAAUAUACGGAUUUGCUAUUACAAUUGUGAGUGCAAUUUUUCUAUAAGUGAAUCGCCUACGUUGGUGAGUUGGCGUACUUAAUUUAACAUUCUUCAUCAAUUGUUUAUCAAACAUGUCGAAGAAAAGGGGUGGGAAGAAGAACCAAGAUUUCGAUGACGAUCUCGAGGAAAAGCCUACUGUAGGCAACAAUACUUCUGAGAUAACCUCUAAAGCAAAGGGUAAAGGUAAAAAGAAAGCUAAGGGUAAAGCUGACUUCAGUGACAGUGACGAGGGUGGUAAAGGGGACCUCAAGGUCCAUUUGACCGAUGAAGAGGAAGUCCGCCAGCCUGCUAUGAAGAAAUCGCAGAAGAAAGGUAAAAACAAGAAGAAGGGUGCAGAGUCUGAAGAUGAAGAAGACGAUGGAAAGUCGGUAACCAGCAGUGCCACCAACACCUCUAAGACUCCUAGUAAAGGAGGGAAAAAGAAAAAAGGCAAAGGUAAAAAAGAUGAUGACUGGUCAGAUGGAGCUAGUGAGGUUGAAUUCAAACAAGAAGUGUCUGAAGAUGAAAUUGCUAAGCCUGUAGCUAGUAAAAAGAAAACCAAAAAUAAAAAGAAAGAAAAAGCUAUAGAGUCCUCUGAUGAUGAAGAGCAUGAGGAUGCAAAGUCAGUUAUCAGCAACGUUUCCAGUAAUACAUCAAAGCCUUCGGCCAAGAGUAACAGUAAAAAGGGUAAGAAAGAAGAGUUGCCAGUCGACGAAAGUGAGGAGAAACAGGAGGAUUCUCCCGAAGAAGACAUAUUGCCUGCUAAGAAAAAGGGUAAACACAAAGCUAAAACGCCUAUAGACGAUGUGGAGGAAGAAAUUAAGAAACUAAAUCUGAAAGAGUCUUUGCCAGAAUUUGAGAAGCCUAAGAAGUCCAAGGGCAAAACAGAGGAUGGCAGUGACGCUUCAGGAGACGAAGAUAGCAAGGGUUCUGGAGGCAAAACGGAAGCCGCAGAGAAGAAACUAAGCCACAAAGAGAAGAAGAAACUUAAGAAGAUGCAAGAAUACGAGAAGCAAAUGGAGAUGAUGACAAAGAAGGGCGGCCAAGGCCAUAGUGAGCUGGACGCCAACUUCACUGUCAGCCAGGCGCAGAAAUCUGCUGGUCAGAUGGCAGCGCUAGAGAACGCAGUAGACAUCAAAGUGGAAAACUUCUCCAUAGCCGCUAAAGGGAAGGACCUGUUCGUGAACGCCAACCUGCUGAUCGCUCACGGGCGCCGCUACGGUCUCGUGGGGCCGAACGGGCACGGCAAGACCACGCUGCUGCGGCAUCUGGCUCAGCGCGCCUUCCCACUCCCUCCUCAUAUAGACAUACUGCUGUGCGAGCAGGAGGUCACUGCUAACGAUAUGAGCGCUGUUGAAACUAUUUUGGAAGCCGAUGUUAAAAGGACUGAACUGCUCAAGGAAUGUAAGGAGUUGGAGGCAGAAACUGAGAAAGGAAAUCUCAGCAAGCAAGAGAGAUUAAAUGAGGUGUACGCAGAGCUGAAAGCGAUUGGUGCCGACUCGGCAGAGCCCCGUGCGAGGCGUAUCCUAGCUGGUCUAGGCUUCAGCCGCGAGAUGCAGGACCGCGCUACGAAGAACUUCUCCGGUGGCUGGCGUAUGAGGGUUUCGCUGGCGAGAGCCCUGUACAUUGAACCUACGCUGCUAAUGCUCGACGAGCCUACGAACCACUUGGAUCUCAACGCCGUCAUUUGGCUUGACAACUACCUCCAAGGCUGGAAGAAAACCCUCCUAGUAGUCUCCCACGACCAGUCCUUCCUCGACAACGUGUGCAACGAGAUCAUCCACCUGGACCAACAGAAACUGUUCUACUACAAGGGCAACUACUCCAUGUUCAAGAAGAUGUACGCGCAGAAGAGGAAGGAGCAGAUCAAGGAGUACGAGAAACAGGAGAAGAGGCUCAAGGAUCUGAAGGCGCAUGGACAGUCCAAGAAACAGGCCGAAAAGAAACAGAAAGACGCGUUAACACGCAAGCAAGAAAAGAACAGAAGUAAGACGCAACGGGAAGAGGAAGAAUCAGCGGUGCCUGUGACCUUACUGCAGAGGCCCAAGGAAUAUCUCGUCAAGUUCUCAUUCCCGGACCCACCGCCGCUGCAGCCACCCAUUCUGGGGCUACACAACGUGGACUUCAACUUCCCCGGUCAGAAGCCGCUGUUCAAGCAAGUCGAUUUCGGCAUAGACUUGAACUCGCGUGUGGCCAUCGUUGGGCCCAACGGCGUGGGCAAGUCCACCUUCCUCAAACUGCUUGUGGGCGAGCUGAGUCCUGUGCGCGGCGAGCUGAUUAGGAACCACAGAUUAAGGAUAGGCAGGUUCGACCAGCACUCCGGCGAACACCUGACGGCUGAAGAGACUCCCGCGGAGUACUUACAGCGGCUAUUCGGCCUCCAAUACGAGAAAGCGCGCAAGGCCCUCGGUACCUUCGGUCUGCAGAGCCAUGCACACACCAUCAAGAUGAAGGACCUCAGCGGUGGACAGAAGGCUAGAGUCGCGUUGGCAGAGCUUACCAAUAUGGCGCCCGAUGUUGUCAUUCUUGACGAGCCGACGAACAACUUAGACAUCGAGAGCAUAGACGCGCUGGCGGAGGCCAUCAACAACUACAAGGGCGGCGUGGUCAUCGUGUCUCACGACGAGCGACUCAUCAGAGAGACAGACUGUGCGCUUUACGUCAUCGAGGAUCAGACCAUUAAUGAGGUGGACGGCGAUUUCGACGACUACCGCAAGGAGCUCCUGGAGAGUCUCGGCGAGACCAUCAACUCGCCUUCCAUCGCCGCCAACGCCGCCGUGGCACAGUAAUCCUAACACAAUGUAUUUUGUACCAACUUUACUCAUCAUUUAUUAUUAUACUGAAUCGGGACAAUCGCGAACACAUAGUUUAUAGUUGGACCUGACGUUUCGAAUGUGACAUUCGAGUAAAAUCGAACGGUUAUAAAAUUGGUGAUGUGAUUUGCUUGAAGUGAAGUAGCAACUCUAGUGUACAAGAAAAUAAUCAAGAUUAAGGGUGGUUGAUAUAAUGUCUCGCCAGUCUGCCUGCGACCACGGACGCAAUGUCACGUUCGAAACGUUAGCCCGCAAGUAUACGCGAAUAAGUCGCGAUUCAGUUUUACGUAUGAGCUACAAAGGUUAAAUCGACUUUAGUCACAUAAAAAUAUGUAUACUAGUUUAUUUCGAAUAUUACUCCUUGGCUAUUGCUAAACGUAUACAUAUUUGUGGAUGUGAUUGUGUGAUGGUGCGAAUAUAGUCAAAGUGUGAAGCAACUAGAAAAUGAAAUUGUAAUAGGACUAAUGGAAAAAGUCGUGACGACUGAGAUACUAUCGAUUUUUGAGCUUAUUUCUACACCUCGAUUUAUCUUACGAAACGUGAGAUUUUUUGUAUCUAAAAAUUAUCAUAAUGAAAACUGGGGUUCCUAGAAUGUACAGUCUAGGCAUUGUAACUUUAAUAUGAAAUUCUACCACUGUGGUAAGUUAUUCGCUUGUUCAUUUAUCCAUUUUGCUAUAAGUAUGAUGGUAAGAAUGAACUAGUCAUAGCGCUUUCAAAAUCUCAUUUCUUUUGAUAAUGAAUGGUACGAACGCUCGACUCUUCUAGACUUUUCGGAGGGCAAAUGUAGUCGUGUUUCUGAACAAAAUGCACAAUAACUAACCAUUUAAAACGCCUAUCUCCGCAUGCCGUUUACAGUGAAAUAUAUCCUUCAUUAAUUUACUUGUACUGUUCUAAUAAAUAUGAAAUUGUUUGAGCCUAUGUCUUUCCACCACGCCGAUUUUUUACCGGCAUAGUAUUCGUAUGUGCUGUUAGUCUUACAUGUUCUCAACAUUUAAUGUUAUCAAAUUAGUAAAAAAUGGUCUGAAAAGGUCGUGAUACCUGAGUGCCUAUACUUUAAGUCAGAAAAAAAGGAACGUCGACGCGACCGACGCCGUCAUACGGAAAAGUUCGUAUAGGAGCGUUUCUUAGAACAAUAUUGCACAAUACUAGUACCUGGGUCCACAUUGACCGAAUAACCUCGAGUGGAAAACGUCCGCCCUCGUGCGCGCACGUUUGCCUCGCCCUAGCCAAUAGGGAUGACGACUACAUUAAAAAAAUUGAAUUCUGUUUAGUCCGUCAGUUAGAUCGUCUAAAAA
Messenger RNA from Leguminivora glycinivorella, 4132 nucleotides. RefSeq names its product ATP-binding cassette sub-family F member 1-like. The coding region runs from base 117 to 2813 and encodes 898 amino acids. The record is from RefSeq and is a predicted model, not a curated record. Lineage: Eukaryota; Metazoa; Arthropoda; Insecta; Lepidoptera; Tortricidae. Gene Ontology annotation, molecular function: ATP binding; ATP hydrolysis activity. The transcript has 18 exons.